Molecule: messenger RNA, 281 nt
Organism: Vicugna pacos (alpaca)
Lineage: Eukaryota; Metazoa; Chordata; Mammalia; Artiodactyla; Camelidae
Gene: WFDC13
Product: WAP four-disulfide core domain 13
Source: RefSeq, a predicted model, not a curated record
AUGAAGCCCGCGCUGCUUCUCCAGCUCCUGUUGUUGACUCACUUAGCACCACAGCUGCUGGUGUCUGGGAGUCCCAAGCAACAUUUUAUGAGAUAUAUCUUGGAACCUCCACCCUGCAGAUCGGACCCUGAAAACUGUACUCAUUUCUGCACAUUGCAGGAAGAUUGCCACCGCGGGUUUCAGUGCUGUUCUGCCUUCUGUGGGAUAGUCUGUACACUGAACAAAAAUACAAGCCGCAAAAGGUAAGGGGCCCCUCGUGCCCAGUCCCUGGCCUUAGGGCU